Molecule: messenger RNA, 297 nt
Organism: Paramecium pentaurelia
Lineage: Eukaryota; Ciliophora; Oligohymenophorea; Peniculida; Parameciidae
Source: the annotation of a GenBank genome assembly
AUGGAAUUGAAUGCCCAAGUGAUUUAAUUAGAUCAAAUUAUUAAAAAUUAAGAAAUAACUAUUAUUGAUUAUAGAAAUGAGAAUGAAAAUUUAUAAUCAUUACAUAUGGAAUGUUUGGAAACUACAGAAGAGUUGAGUCAUGAAUUAAAUUAAGUAAAAUGAAUCAAUAAUCAAUUAGAACAUUAACAUAGAGAUGUAUACUAUUAAUCUUAAUAUAGAUUAUGGAAGAACUUGAUAAAAUGUCAUUAAAAGAAGAAUAAGCAGCUAUAACUAGAAUAAGUAAAUAUAAAGAAUUGA